AUGUCUUCGACGCCACAAUCGCUUGAGGCCGCAGACUUGAAGGAGAUGGACGCUACGAAGCAAAUCGAGGUCUCUGGGGACCUCUCGUGGACACCCGAGGAAGAGGCCAAGCUCGUGAAGAAGAUUGAUCUUUUCCUGCUGCCGACGAUAUGGCUCAUGUACCUGCUGUCGUACAUGGACCGCACAAACAUUGGCAAUGCAAAGAUUGCGGGUAUGGCCGAUGACCUGAAGCUCACAUCAAACCAAUACUCGAUCGCACUCGUGGUGUUCUUCGUCACAUACGUUGUGUUCGAGCCUCCGUCGAACAUGCUUCUCGUCCGCUUCAAGCCUUCCAUCUAUCUGCCAGCCAUCAUGACCAUUUGGGGAGCACUUACCUGCGUCAUGGCUGUCAUUCAGGAUUUCAAGCACCUCGUUGCGCUUCGCGUUCUUGUCGGUGUUUUCGAAGCUGGUUUCGCGCCUGGUAUUCUCUUGAUUAUUAGUUCAUGGUACAAGAAGGAGGAACAGUCGAAGCGUUUCGGUGUCUACAUGUCCGCCGCUAUUCUCUCGGGAGCUUUCGGUGGCCUUCUUGCUGGUGCCAUUACCGGUGGAAUGGAGGGAUCUGGUGGACUGCGUGGAUGGAGAUGGCUAUUCAUUAUUGAGGGGGUCGCAACCAUCGUCUGGGCUAUCUGCGCUCACUUCAUUCUCCUCGACUUCCCGGCCAACAGCGUCCGUCUGACUGAGCGCGAGCGCUCCAUUGCCAUUGCACGUCUUCAAGGUGGUGGUGUACAGACACACACAGCUGGCGAUGAGCGCAUGGGCAAACUUCAAUCCUUUAAGCUCGCCAUCAUGGACUGGAGGACCAUCGGCUUCAUCCUUGGAUACAUGGUCAUCGUCGGCUCCUCCACCCUGUCCUACUUCUACCCCACCCUCGUCAACGGUCUCGGCUACACCUCCACCGUGCAAGCGCAAUACAUGACCGUUCCUAUCUACGCCGUCGCCUUUGUCUGCACCGCUAUCACCACCUACUUCGCCGACUCCAUCUCCAAGCACCGUGGCAUCGUCAUUUCCGGCUGGCUCACCUUCUCCCUCGUAACCUCGAUCCUCGUCUGCGUCAUUUACGAGUUCAAGGCCCGCUACGCUCUACUCGUGCUCAUGGCCGCCGGUCUGUGGGCAUCAAACGCUGUCGCACUCUCGUUCGCAAGUGCAACAUUUGGAAGCAUGGAGCCCGAGGUCAGGGCGAUUGCUUUGGCGCUCGUCAAUGCUAUGGGCAACCUGGCGCAAAUCUACGGCGCAUACCUCUUCCCUUCAGACGACAAGCCAAAGUAUCUCAUGGGCUUUGGUGUUAUUUCGGGCAUGUUGGGCUUCGGUAUCUUCAUCUACCUGUUCAUGCACGUUGCUGUCAGGAGGAAGGAGGGUUUGGGCCUGUGGAGAUAG
Molecule: messenger RNA, 1413 nt
Organism: Parastagonospora nodorum SN15
Lineage: Eukaryota; Fungi; Ascomycota; Dothideomycetes; Pleosporales; Phaeosphaeriaceae
Exons: 4
Coding region: 1-1413 (470 amino acids)
Biological process (GO): transmembrane transport
Cellular component (GO): membrane
Molecular function (GO): transmembrane transporter activity
Source: RefSeq, a predicted model, not a curated record